Messenger RNA from Chondrus crispus (carragheen), 465 nucleotides. RefSeq names its product mitochondrial ribosomal protein L17 precursor. Gene Ontology annotation, biological process: translation. Bases 1 to 465 code for a protein of 154 amino acids. Gene Ontology annotation, cellular component: large ribosomal subunit; ribosome. NCBI's taxonomy places the organism in Eukaryota, Rhodophyta, Florideophyceae, Gigartinales, Gigartinaceae. The transcript has a single exon. The record is from RefSeq and is a predicted model, not a curated record. Gene Ontology annotation, molecular function: structural constituent of ribosome.
AUGAAGCACCGAAUCAAGCUGCGCAAGCUGUCGCGCACCAGCGCGCACCGUCGCGCGCUGUUCCGCAACCAAGUGACCUCGCUGAUCGAGCACGAGCGCAUCGAGACGACGGUGGCCAAGGCGAAGGAGCUGCGCCGCAUAGCGGACAAGCUGAUCACGACGGCGAAGCAGGGCACGCUGCGCGCGCACCGCGCCGUCGACGGGUACGUGCAGACGAAAAUGGCAAGGCGCAAGCUGUUCGUGGAGCUCGCACCCCGGUUCAUGGGACGGCCCGGCGGGUAUACCCGCGUGCUCAGGACGAGGCUUAGGAGAGGCGACUGCGCGCCGAUGGCGGUCAUUGAGCUUUCUGAGACCGACAAUUCUAUCUUGACUGCGGAGCAGCUCGUGCAGAGGGAGGCAAGGAAGAGCAAGUAUAGACGCAAUCCGGAGCUUACGCCGCCGUCGUUGGCGAAUGCGCUGGAUUGA